Theobroma umbraticum is the source of this 2283-nucleotide messenger RNA. RefSeq names its product NagB/RpiA/CoA transferase-like superfamily protein. The record is from RefSeq and is a predicted model, not a curated record. Lineage: Eukaryota; Viridiplantae; Streptophyta; Magnoliopsida; Malvales; Malvaceae. Gene Ontology annotation, biological process: pentose-phosphate shunt, non-oxidative branch. Gene Ontology annotation, molecular function: ribose-5-phosphate isomerase activity.
AACCCUCAAGCUUUGCAAAACAACAACAUACAUUAUCCUCAGAUGCGAUCAAUGCACUUUGGUCACCGUUUUAAAACCCCAUAUUUUCUUAACCAGAUAAGCCGUUGAAAACCCAUUUUCAAAGCAAAUACACACAUCUUCAUCACCAAAAUCAAAGCUUACACCGGACUUAUCCAUUAAAGGGGAGAAGUGGGCGACCAAACGUCAUAUCACUGUACCAAAUGUCGUCAUCAAUGUCGUAACGGAGAACACCAAAAGCUGGACUUGACAAGAAAAUUUCCUUAUAAGAAGUGAGUGUGAGGUAAGAGAAUUCAGCAAAUCCAGGCCUGACUGGAUGACUACCAGUAACAAAUGGUGGAUAAGAGAGUGCUGUCCAUUGAUUCAGCUUUGGAUCGAAAACUUCAAAUGAUAAAUUGAACGAUUCAAUGAAUUUUAUCCCUCACACUUUAAAAUCAAAUAAACAAAACAUUUUUAAAAAUUGAUCAUGCAAAAGGGAGAUUGAACUAGGUAAACAUUGAAUUGGUUUAAUCAAUUCAGUUUUAAAUCAAAAAUUAAAUUUAUCAUUUUUUUGGAUAAAUUAUAAGAUUUGGAAUGAAAAUUAAUAUUAAAAAUAUAUAUUUUAUAUAAGUUUAAAAUAUUAUAUAUAAAAAUUUUACCUAAAAUGGUUUGGUCAUUAAGCUUGUUGGAAGAACAGAAAAAACAAAAAGGCCGCGGAGGAUGGCGUUCAUUGGAAACCAGAAGCAUUGAGAUAAGGCCUAAGACAGGGAAAGCAAGAAAGAAAGAAAGAGAAAGAAGGAAAGAAUGGCGUCAGCCAUUCCCCAUCUCCAUUUCCCUGUAACUUGGAAGUCCAAUCCCAGAAUAAGGAAAAGGAAACCAGCAACAGCAACAGCAACAGCUUGCUCUCUUUCUGAGGCUUCCCCUCUUUUCCGAGCCGCCAAGCACACUGUACUUCACUCUACAAUCAAUUUUCUGUUGGUCUUUUUCACCUACAUGAUACUACUGAAUUGCAAAUUUUUGUAUAACUGGGAAAAUGUUCUUUGGGUUGAUACAUUUGUAAAAAGUGGAAUGGUUAUUGGACUGGGGUCUGGUCAAGCUUCAGGCAUGGCCAUAGAAUAUUUGGGUCGGCAACUUCGUGCAGGUGCAUUAAAAGACCUAGUAGGGAUACCCACGUCUGUAGUGAGUGCAAGUGAGGCAGCAAAGGCAGGGAUCCCAUUAGGAGAAUAUGAAAACAGUUCUCAAGGUUGCUUUUUGCAGAUUGAUUUUGCAUUUGAUGAUGUUGAUAUAAUAGAGGAAGGAACACUAAUUUCAGUCAUUGGACGCCGAAGAUUGCAAGGUGAGGAGUCCAUAAUCCAAGAGAAGUUGGUGCUAAGCAUAGCUGAUCAGCUUGUAUUCAUGGUUAAAGAAGAUCUAUAUAAAUGUGGUUUAGAAGGUUCUAUUCCAGUUCUAGUAGAAUCUCUCAACUGGUUGGAAACUGCUGAAGAGAUUGAUGACCUAUUUUUAGGUGAUGCAGAGGUAUGGAGGAGACCAUCUGUAGGACACGCAGGUCCACUUGGAGGUGACUUUCCAUUAGUUACUACAGAAGGUCAUAAUGUUCUUGAUGUCAUCUUUACAUCUCCAAUAGCCAGUCUUGCUGAAGUUGCUAACAGCCUUGAAAAAGUUGAUGGUGUUGUAGACCAUGGAGUUGUCUCCAAAUUCCCAUGCAAAGCAAUUGUCGCUUCUGAAAGUGGAUUGUCAAUUGUUGAUAAUGUUCCAACAAACACAGUUGGAGGAGUUUAAUCAAGCAAGCUUGCCACAUAGACUAUUGCAGUAUAGUUCUUGCAUGUAAAAUUAUAAAUGGAAUAUUGGUAUAAACUUCUCCUUUUGACUGAGAGAGAAUCCUCAAGUUUUUCAUUCAAUAUCUCUAGCUUUUUGUCUCUCUCUCCCUAGGCGAAGGCAUGACUCAAGUUGCUCAUUACCAUAUAGGAGAGAUUUUGACAGCAUAACUAGCAUACAUGCUUGAAGUUGUACUUGCUCCUACAUAUCGUUCUGUAGGUUUAAAUGUGGAAAGAUGGCAUUUAUCCGACUCACAAUGCUUCUCCCAUGCGCAAGAGACUAGGGCAUUGUUAUAACUCAUAAUUAGGUUAUAAUACAAAAUUGGUCACUUCUUAAGUUUGCUUUUAUUGCAGAUGUGUUUAACUCUUAAGUCUGGUGUCCAGCUUAAGGAAACAUGAAGGUGCAAAUUGAGAUAUGAUGUGGCAUCAUGUGGACUAUGCAUCUUGAAUGUUACAAACCAUGGAUUGAUAG